AUGAAUCCACCUAUCACGAUUCGUCUUGAACGUGAAGCAACUGAUCGACCAUGGGGUUUUCGUCUUCAAGGUGGCAGUGAUUUUUCUAUACCGUUAUCGAUCCAACUGGUUAAUCCGGACACGCCUGCUCAUGCAAAUGGUUUAAGUGCUGGUGAUCAAGUUAUCUCAAUCAAUGGUCGAAAUGUAACCCAUAUUAGUCAUCAAGAAGCUAAAAUGGAAAUAACACGUUCUGGUAAUGAAUUGGAAUUAACUGUUAUCAAAGGAGCUGUUAAUCAACAAUCUAUGCCAACACCUCAACCUAUAUCUCAAUUACGAACAGGUGCUGUACAUCAAAUGCCUACACCACAAGCUGUUAAACCUAGUUUUGCAACACCAAGUCAGCCUCAAACGCAUAUUGGCAGUAGUCAUAAUCGGGCAGCAAUGCCAUUUGAUGCUCGAGUUGGAAAUGAAAUGACAUAUCAAGCAGCCAAACCAACCAAUUGGCAACCGGGAGAUUAUACAAAAGAAGAGCCUGAACAUUUACGCCCUAAACUUACUAAUUUUGAAUCUUCACCGGCUUAUAAUAAAGAUCCACUUCAACGUGAAAUUUGGAGACCAAAAGCCUAUCGUGACAAUCCUCAAGCACCAGCUCGUAAUGUUGGUACAGCUGUUUAUCAUGCUCAGUAUAAUUCUCCAAUAGGACUUUAUAGUGAUGAUAAAGUUUUAGAAGCAUUUAAAUCUCAAGCAGGCAGUUUAAUUGAUGAUAUUAAAGGAGCUAAUUCAAAUAAUAGUUCUGCUCAAUCAUCAAAUAUGUAUAAUCCUGAACAACAAAAUCAACCAUCACCAACAUAUCAAGUUUUAAUGAAUCCUCAACAACAAAAUAUUCCUUAUUCAUCUGAAUCGAAAAUUUCUCGAUCAUUUCGUGCACUUGAAGAAGAUCUUAGUUCUGUACAAGGAACAUCACGGGCACCGAAAUCUAUUUUUGAUCAACGUCGUCAACAACAACAACAACAACAACAACAACAACAACAACCUACUGGAUUUCGUAGUGUUAGACCACCUGAAGAAGUUCCACCUGAACAACAACGACGCCCUUAUCAUACUGAAUAUCAAGUUGAACAUGUUCAACAAAAAUGGAUGGAACCAAAAAAAUAA
Rotaria sp. Silwood2 is the source of this 1134-nucleotide messenger RNA. NCBI's taxonomy places the organism in Eukaryota, Metazoa, Rotifera, Eurotatoria, Philodinida, Philodinidae. The record is from the annotation of a GenBank genome assembly.